Molecule: messenger RNA, 1059 nt
Organism: Dermacentor silvarum
Lineage: Eukaryota; Metazoa; Arthropoda; Arachnida; Ixodida; Ixodidae
Exons: 1
Coding region: 210-935 (241 amino acids)
Source: RefSeq, a predicted model, not a curated record
UUCAGGUCGAUACUAGAAACUUCUUGUUCGCCAGGGAACAGCUUAUCACAAUUGCAAAAGUUCCUGAUGAAAAUGGUCUUGUUGUGCUCACAGGUAUAAGCUCUUUCGAGUUGUUUUACAACAUAGCAGAGCUUUACACAGAAGCAAGGUUGCGUCAAGGAACGCGAAGCUUAUCCUUGAGUGAUGAUGAUGCUGUGCUUCUCACAUUCAUGAAGCUCUAUCAUGAUUUAACAUUUUCUCUGCUGGCAGUGUUGUUUAGUGUUCACCGUACAACUGCGUCUAACAUUUUCAAGGAUUCGAUUGUAAUUCUAGCAAGUAUUCUUGAGCAUGCAGUUUUCUGGCCAUCGAAGACUGCAGUUGUCAACUGUCUUACAAUGUAUUUCAAAGAAUACAAAGACACGAGGAUGGUGCUUGACUGCACUGAAAUAGAAAUUGAGCGCCCAAAAGAUCUUGUGUCGAGGCUCCUCACGUACAGCCACUAUAAGCGCACAUACACUGCAAAGGUACUGGUGAGUGAGACACCAGGUGGCUUAAUCAGCUAUAUAAGUCCGGCGUAUGGCGGGAAAGCAUCUGACACAUACAUCACAAAGCAGUGCAGCAUUCUUGACAAGUGUAUUCCCCAUGUUGACAGUGUAAUGGUAGAUAAAGGCUUCCUGAUCGGUGAACUUUGCAAAGAAAAAAACAUAAAAAUGAUCAGACCUCCCUUCCUCAUGGAAAAACAGCUUACUACAGAGGAAGCUAGGAGAAAUCAGUCCAUAGCAAGUGCCCGAGUACAUGUGGAGAGGGCCAUUCAAAGGAUGAAACUGUACCGCAUUUUGAAAAAUCGUUUUGAUCUUGACCUUGUGCCAUACAUUGACUGCAUAUUCAAAGUAAUUGCUGGCACUGUGAACCUCUCAAAGCCGUUGUUCAGUAACAACAAGUUCCUUUUCAAAUGAUAACAUCUGCAUGUGUAUUUUAUCAGGUUAAGUCUCCACAAAGUAGUUCUACAGCGAUUACUAGAUUAGCUUUGUGAGCUUUUUCUUCGUCUUUCUGGGGUUUUACGUGUCAAAACCAGUUCUG